AUCAGACGGAUUUGAAUUGUGAGUAUUUAUUUUUUUCGAUGGUGUUCUCGUGGCGAUAAAGCUGUCUAAAGGUCACACAUAGAACCAGGUCAGACCCAAGCCAGACAUGGGCUCUUGCCGAGAUAGCGAAAGCCGGGUAACGAACGGAGUACUACGUCAUCUGCCCGCGCCUGCCUGCUUUAUCAGCAGAGCGUCAAGCCGAGAGUGAGAGUGUUUUUUUGCCUUUUGCCUUAAAUAGGGGCCGCUCGUAUUCCUCGACGUUUAUUCAACAUGGAACGCGACGAGAAGCUGAGACCAGCGACAAGCUAUACGAGUACCUCACUGUAUGAGGCUGUCAAGUUGCGACGGGAUGAGAAGGAUACGGUCGGAAUGCAGAGUGUGCCGGAAUUUUUUCGCGACGCCUGCCAGAAAUACGCUCAUCUACCUGCCUUGGUCUGGGAGCAAUCGGCGGAUCAACAGGAUUGGAUAACGCUCAGCUAUGCGGAUUACGAGAAGCGAGUGGAGCAGGCGGCGCUAAUGAUGUUGCAUGUUGGCCUGGAGGAGCGCAGCUCGUUGGCCAUCCUCUCGUUUAAUUGCCCGGAAUGGUUUUUUUCCGAAUUGGGCGCACUGCGUGCCGGCGGCGUUGUGGCUGGCAUAUAUCCCAGCAAUUCCGCCGAGGCGUGUUACCAUGCGCUGAAAACCAGCGAUGCAACAGUCUGCGUGGUGGAUGAUGACAAGCAAAUGGCCAAGCUGAGGGCGAUCAAGCACAGGCUGCCCAGGUUGAAGGCUGUCAUACAGCUGCACGGGCCGUACGAGAGCUUUGUCAACCAGGAGCCGGACUACUUUAGCUGGCAGCACUUGAGGCAGACGCUGGAAACUCUCGACACUGAGCAACUGCAGCAGGAGCUGGCGCGUCGUGAGCGUGAAAUCUAUGCAAAUGACUGCGCCAUGUUGAUCUUUACAUCCGGCACAGUGGGCAUGCCCAAGGCGGUAAUGCUUACCCACGAUAGUGUUGUCUACGACACGAAAAUUGUGGCCGCCACCAUGGAGAACACCAUACUGGGCGCCGAGCGUUUGGUGAGCUAUUUGCCAUUGAGUCAUAUUGCCGCCCAAAUCUUUGACAUCUUUGUGGCUAUGGCGCACGGCGGCUGUGUUUACUUUGCGGAUAAGGAUGCGCUCAAGGGUACACUGGUGCGCAGCUUCCUAAAGGCCAGACCGACGCGUAUGUUCGGAGUGCCGCGUGUCUUUGAGAAGUUCCAGGAACGUCUUGUGGCCGCCGAGGCCAAGGCCAAACCCUAUUCCCGCCUGCUGUUGUCCAAGGCGCGCGAAGUGGUCGCCCAGCAUCAGCUGGCCACAAUUGCUGGCGAGAAACUCUCUUUAUACGCCCAGGCCAAGUACUGGCUGGCGUCCCUCAUCGUUCGACCCAUACGCCAGAUGCUGGGCCUGGAGCUAUGCAAGACUUUAUUAACGGGCGGCGCACCUGUCUCCCCGGAGCUCAAACAUUUCUUUUUGGGCCUGGACAUGCCGCUAGCCGAUGUCUAUGGCAUGUCAGAGACGGGCGGGGCCAUUACGCUGAACGAGCGCAUCACAAAUCUCUAUAGCUCAGGGGCACCGAUCGCGGGCACAGAGGUCAAGAUAGACAAGCCGGAUGUGAAUGGCCAGGGCGAGAUCCUAAUGCGUGGACGCAUGAAUUUCAUGGGCUAUCUGGGUGAGCCGGCUAAAACGGAGGAGGCCAUCAAGCCGGAUGGCUGGCUGCACAGCGGCGAUGUGGGCUACCUGGACGCGCACGGCAAUGUGGUCAUCUCGGGCAGACUCAAGGAGCUAAUCAUCACAGCCGGCGGCGAGAAUAUACCACCAGUGCAUAUUGAGGAGCUGAUCAAGCACGAGUUGCCCUGUGUUAGCAAUGCCCUGUUGGUGGGCGAUCAUCGCAAGUAUCUGACGGUGCUGUUGGCCUUGAAAACCAAAUCUGAUCCCAAUACGGGACUGCCGCUGGAUCAGCUGCGCGAGGAGACGAUCGAGUGGCUAAACGAACUGGGCCUUAAGCAAACGCAUCUCUCCGAGCUGCUCAAUAUACGCAACGAUCUGCAGUUGCCCAGCGACGCGAAUGCUCUGGCCGCAGCUCUAGAGGUCAAUGCCGAGCCCAAGCUCUUGGAGGCAUUGGAGGCGGGCAUCAAGCGGGCCAAUAAAAAUGCCAUCUCCAAAGCACAGUGUGUUCAAAAGUUUGCUUUGCUUCCCCAUGAAUUCUCCUUGGCCACCGGCGAACUGGGUCCCACACUCAAGAUCAGACGCAAUAUUGUCCACACCAAGUACGGACCGUUGAUUGAUCGACUCUACAAAUGAUUUACAUAAAUAUUAUUAUUUAGCUCCUAGGCCUUCAAUUCUCAGACAAUGUUUUAACAGCUUUUUUUAAUUAUAGUUUACAUAUACAAUUA
Molecule: messenger RNA, 2411 nt
Organism: Drosophila montana
Lineage: Eukaryota; Metazoa; Arthropoda; Insecta; Diptera; Drosophilidae
Gene: hll
Product: heimdall
Exons: 2
Coding region: 271-2319 (682 amino acids)
Cellular component (GO): membrane; endoplasmic reticulum
Molecular function (GO): long-chain fatty acid-CoA ligase activity
Source: RefSeq, a predicted model, not a curated record